CGCCGACCAAGUGUCUAUGUAAGUCGCAGUCCUAGCUGCGCACGUUUCUAGGCCAGAUAAGCUUAAGCUGAGAAGGGCUGACUGCCAACCGCAGAAUCUCGUUCUCAAUGCAUUUUAGCUAUGGAUCGUUCCUCAAAUCGCCAAUUGCAAUUCCAGGAUGGCGGGCUUACCCAGCGCAGCAGUAUGUCGUGCCUUGUGAGCGUUCACAGAGCGACAUGCAUCGACCAGCGCCUCUACGCCCAGCGAAAGCUAUUAUAGCUUCAGGGUCAACUCCAAGGGCCGCUGUGUUGCGGAGCAGUGCUGGUCAACUGCCUGUCAGAACUCCAUGUCUAAGCAUUGCAUGCGAGCUCCAGGCCGGUGUGCGAGGACAGGCGACUUCCUACCCGAAAACCAACACCAAUAACUUUGACAGAACAUCCGCCCUGGCAGCAUCCGGCCGACGCGGCGAUGGCGGGCGCAGCACCAGCCAUGUACCCCAGGAUGGAAACAUCACCGCUAACAAGUGUACCGUUGGACCCGCUGGCAGUCACGGCGCGAACAGCUUUGCUCCUCCCCCCCGGGGGACCACCUUGGCUACACAGCCCAUUCGCACCUCAAAGCCCGCCGUCAUUCCCGAUACCGGCUCCAGCUGCACACAGCCCCCACUUGCUGCACCACCACCACCACCACCGAAGCAGCAGCAGCACCUGCAGCAGCGGCACCCAGCCUCACUCCGACCCGCGCCACCACAACCCAUGCAGCCCUCCCCCUCCCCGCCAGCAUCCCCACCCGCACGCAGUAUGAUGGCGGGUGGGGGCAGCCGACCCGCAACAACGCAGCAGGCGCCGCCCUGCCCCGCAGCAGCCCCCUCCCCGCUGGCUGAUGGUGUUGGUCCGCCCGCCGGCAGUGUGAUGGCGGGCUGGUCGCUGGCGGGCGGUCAGCCCACUCGGAACUCGGUCUACCGGCUGAUCCGCAAGAAGGAGCUCCAACAGCAGUACCACCACCACCCGCACCAGCGCCACUUCGCUGGUGAGACCGACCCACGGGACGGCCACACCGCCGGCAGCAACACCAGCAUCAACAGCGGCAGCGAGCAACUAAAGCAGCAGUGGCAACAGCAGUCGCCAGAACUUAGUUCGCAAGCACGCUUUAGCUCGGAUGGUCCCGGCGGAGGAUUGUCGUACGCAGCAGGAGCUAGCAGCAACAGCAGCAUUAGCAGGCAUAGACGCAGGAGCGGCAAUGGCAAGACUGUAAGGAGCAGCGAUGGCAGCGGUGUCAGCAGAAGCCGAGACAUGGAGGAUAGGGUGGGCGCUGCUAGCAGCGCCGGCUCCGAGCGGUAUCAACACCACCACCAUCACCACUCCCAAAGAGAGGGCUUGACGAGCGACAUCGAGGUUACAUGGGCGCACCCGCUGCCUUCGCCGCCACCUCCACCGCACGGGGCUGCAGGGCUCCCUGGCUACGGCGCUAACGGUGGCGAUGGUGGCAGUAGUACUGCCGGUGCUAAUGGCGGUGUUAGGAGCGGUGGCAGCUGCAGAGCUCCUGGCGGCAGCAGCAGCAGCAGCAGCCUGGUCCAGGAGGCGCUGACGUCGGACCACGCGGCUCGCAACCCGGUGUACAGGAUGAUUCGCAAGCACGAGCUGCUGCAGCGCCACAGCAGCAGCAGCGGCAGCAGCAGCCAGGGCAGCCGGGGCAGCCAUCCCAGUAGCCAACGGCAGCAGCAGCAGUGGCAAGAGGCCCGAGCCGAUAGCAAACAUCGCCGGCGAUACCGCGGGCGUCAGCUGCCUGACUUGGAAGGGGGUAGAGACCUCAGUCGCGCUGCCGCAACGGCUGAGAUUCAGCAGGACUCGGCUUCUAACGACCCAUGGAUUGUUGAUGACGACUUCGCUUGCGACGUCAUGCUUCAGGGCAUUGUGGCACCGACGGUGCAGGCGACGCGGCCCCUGCUGCUGCCGCCACAUCAAGGACAGGAUCAAGACGCAGAGCAGUUGGGGUUGGGGCAGCUUCAAGACGCAGAGCAGUUGCGGUUGGGGCAGCUUCAAGACGCAGAGCGGUUGGGGUUGGGGCAGCUUCAAGACGCAGAGCGGUUGGGGUUGGGGCAGCUUCAAGACGCAGAGCAGUUGGGGUUGGGGCAGCUUCAAGACGCAGAGCGGUUGGGGUUGGGGCAGCUUCAAGACGCAGAGCGGUUGGGGUUGGGGCAGCUUCAAGACGCAGAGCGGUUGGGGUUAGGGCAGCUUCAAGACGCAGAGCAGUUGGGGUUGCAUGCUGAAGAGGGCGAGGAGCAGGGAGAACAGCAGCGGGAGGGGCCGGAAGAGGAGGAGGAGGCGUCAUGGGAGGAGCGACGACGCUGGUCGAACUCCGGCCUAGGUCUGAACCCCGUGCUGCGCCUCAUCCGGAAGAAGCAGCUGCAGCGCCGGCUGAGGCUGCGGGGGGGAGCAGCAGGAGCGACUGGCGUUGCCGUUGCUGCUGGAGAGGGCCCUCCCACGACACGACCACCGCCGCCCUCCGGUCCGCCUCCCUCCCUGCCGUCACCACCUGCUGCUCUGGAAGCGGAGGGGGCUGCUGCGGCAGCAGGAGGGGAGGGGAUUGGCCCCGGGGAUGCGGUGGGCGGCCGGGCGGUCAUGAACCACGUGUACCGGCUUAUUCGCAAGAAGCAGUUGCAGCGGAGGCGUGCCGCCAGGGCAGCUGAUGCUGCUGCGGGGGCAGCUGCGGCAUCUUUGGCGGAGGAAUGGACGACAGGGCAGUCGCUGUCGCCCUCCUCGUCGUCAAUGAGAUCUCCUUCUUCCUUCUUGCCAAACUGGCACCAACCGCUAAAUCAACCGCUACAGCAGCAGCAGUACGGCUUGCGGUCUGCGCCUUUCUUUGACCUGGAUCUGGGUUUUUUAGGCCCCGGCUCUUCCACUUCUCCGCCUCCUCCUUCCUCCUUACAAUUCUUCGACCCAUGGCCGUACGGCGGUUUGUCUUCGCCACCAUCCCCCUCACCCGGCGUCAUGCUUGCGGAGGCGCUGGACCCCGGGGUCAUGCAACCUGGCCAGGGGUUCCUCGACGGCAACGCUGCUGCUAAUGCUUCUAGCUUCGGAGGAGAAGCACUAGGAGGACCCAUUUAUGGCUCCGAAGCCCAUUGGGCCGGACAUGAAGGGCGACAACACAGGGGAGCAAAUGUUGAGCCGCCGCCGCCGCUGGUGCUAGACGUUACGCUGGCGGCGGCGGCGGAGGAGGAGGAGGAGGACACGGUACGACAUGAUGUUGUACGGCAGCGUUUGUUCCACAACAGCAGCGGCAACAGCCAUUUGGACUCCCCACCAGCACCCCUGCCGCUGGUUAGUGACGACCUGGCUGCCUGGAUGGUGGGUGAGCGGCCGCGCAUGAAUGCCGUGUACCGGCUCAUCCGCAAGAAGGAGCUGCAGCUGCGGCACCGCCGCCAACACCAUGACGGUGGCGGCAGCGGCGGCAGCGGCAGCAGUACAACAUGGGAGCAUGGCCAGAAGCAGGAGAUGGCGGCGGAGGAAAAGCAGAAGCCGUCGAAACCAGCAGCGGCGCCGACGGAGGGGGCAGCGACAGCGCCGCCGCCGCCGGUAACGUUCCCGUUGGCGGCACCAGCUGCGCCAGGAGCGUGUGAGCUGACCUCUCCAUCGGAGCCCACUGCUGCCGCCACCGCAGGUGACGACGCUCAUUCCCUGCAUCCCCUAGGGGCCGCUCAGGUUGACCAGCGGGGCUUGGCUUCGGAGCCGGCCGGCACCCCAGCCGCGCUGCCGGAGGGCGAGGGCGCUGGCCUGGCGCAACCGCCGCCGAAAGCAACAGUCGCUCAACAGCAACCGCAGGAGGAGGUGGAGGUGGAGGUGGCGCCGUCGCUGGGCACCGCACCCGGCGUCGAUGGAAAGAGGGCUGCUGAGGGCGUGCGCAGGAAGGGAAGGAGGGCCGGCGCCAGGCCGCCGCGGGCUGGAGGCGCCCCCUCUCCUCCGGACGCCUACCCGGAUAGUUACCAGCGGGAGCAGUGGCAGCAGGAACGGCAAGGAGGUGCAGCCGGCGCGGUGGAGGUGAGGCAUGGGCCGCCGCCGCAGCAGCCCAGUGUGGUCAGUGACGUGGGUGUAGGUUUGUCGUCGGAGAACGUGUUGGAGGAGCACGAGAAGGAGGCGGAGGCGGAGGGCUCCAGCAGGCUGCAGAAGAUGGAGGCUCUCAAGGCUAGCAUCCGUGCAAAGCUCCUGGCCUCCACCUCCACUGCCACUUCCUCGACACCGCCACCGCUACCACCCGCAGCACCUCCGCCCUCGCAGCGGCGGAAGCAGCAGGCCCCCUCCCUCACCCCGCUGCAGUCAGGUCUGCUGAGCUUCCUGAGAGACACGGAGCCCACCGCAGCAGCCAUUGCCACCACUGCCGCCGCGGUCUCACAGCGGCAGCGCGAUCCCCCUGACCCCUCCGGCCAUCAUGACGCCGGCGGUGAUGGCGCCGCUUCUAGCGGCAGUAGCAGUGGACGGCACCCAACCGCAACAAAACCACCUCCUCCGCCUCCUUCACGUACGACACAGCAGCAGCAGGUGCUGCCGUACAGUGGCAUUGCGCAGAUGUGGGCUGAAGUGGGCAUUCGAGUGGGGCUGCAGCCGCAGGGCGCGCAUGGAGGUGGUCGGAGGAGGCGGGCGGCUGGAGGAGGGCAGCAGCAGGAGGAGGAGACGAUGGAGGAGGUGCUUGAGAGGGCGGGAGUGGAUGCCAGCACCGCUGAGCGUCUGGCCUCCUCCCCGGUGUUGCUCACUCGGGGCUGGGCGGCAGAGGAGGUGCUGCGGAGGCUGAGGGGUCUACAGCUCGUGCUGGCGGGGUCGCCGCCGCCUCUGCACCGGAAUGCUGGAAGCGAGAAAGGAGAGGAUAAGGAUGACGAGGGUGGGGAUCCGUACGACGAUGGCGAAGGGGAGGAGGAUGGCGGCGAUGGAGACGGCGACGGAGUCGUGAGGAGCCUAGCGCAGGCUGCCCGCGUGGCGGCUCGGCAGCCCAACCUGCUGACUCGGCAGGCGGGGGCGCUGGCGGCCAACUUGGGAGCGCUGGGGGCGGUGCUGGGCUUGGAGGGGCCCGCUGUACGACAGUUAGUUAGCCGUUGGCCGUUUCUGUUGGAGUUGCGGGCAUCGCUGCUGCCCGACCGACUGUCGCGGCUAGCUGUGGAGCUGGGAUUGGGG
Molecule: messenger RNA, 5141 nt
Organism: Astrephomene gubernaculifera
Lineage: Eukaryota; Viridiplantae; Chlorophyta; Chlorophyceae; Chlamydomonadales; Astrephomenaceae
Source: the annotation of a GenBank genome assembly